GUCUGAUCACUUUUUUAAUGAAUUGACAUCAUUCCAGACAGGAUGUAAAUGUGUCUGUGACUUCCUGUACGGACUGAAGGCUGCUGGAAACUGUCCGCCUUUACCGCGGCUUUUUGUCACCGCCCACCGCUACGGCCGCCUGCUCUCGUCUACUUUCCAGGAGAGGUGCAGUUCAUCUCGAACGAGCCUAGUUUUCUCUUAACACCGGACCAUAAUGAGGACACUAUGCCAGAAGCAGCACACAGCACGUCACGUGCUUGGGCGGGUGGGGGCGGAAGUAGAAACUCUUGUCUUCCUGUCCCAUCCCUCCCCAACAUUCUCCCCACCCUCGCUCGGAUACAGCUACACCGACAGGAGCUAGUAGGAUGCAACUUUGUUGCUUCAACUUUUUCUCUUAGACCUUGUUUUAACUUUCGCUCGUGUUUGUUGCCGUUUACGCGCGCUGUUUGUCUCUAAUGAGUCCGUGCUGACACUGCUGCUCCACCGGCCGCAGCUUUGCUUUGCUUUCGUCCUUGUUUUAUUUUCAUAGCAAUGCAAAGAUGUGAUAAGUUGUUAGGGUGGACUGUUCAUUGUCUUGCAUGUAGAAUGUCGCAGAGAUACACACGCUGUAUGCGCUGUUCGCCAUAUAGUUUUAUACUUUGAGACACUGUGUGUUGUGACCCUACGUUAAAAAGAGUGCAGUAAAACUUGUUGAAACUCCUCAGGUGCUGCGGAGGCCCCCACAGUCCGACUGGCUUCAACUAUCAAUCUUUCAGGACAUCAAUGGAUCACAGCAGAGCCGGUGAGGGGCCCAGGCCGGGCGGAAGACCCUCCACUCCCUCCUCUGGGACACCCAUGGUUGCCAAAGGACAAGCAGCACAGGGUGUUCAGAGGCCCAAAGUAAAGAUAACUCCCUUCCACAGCUCACCCAUAGUCAGCAGUGAUGGAGCUCUCCGCAGCAGGCGACUAGGAGCAGUUUCUGGGAAAAGGCUGACAUCUCCUGGCAGCUUGUUUGUGGACAUACCUGGCCGGUUGACUGCUCCACCUAGAGGAAGACUGGCUGCUGCUGCCCCUGCUCCCGCUGCUGCUGCUUCUGCUGCUGGGAGCUCAGAUGAGCCAACUCUCAGUUCAGGCUCUGUAUUGGCCACAGCAGGAGAAAAAGCACAGAUAAGUCCUCACGUCCUCAAGCAUACUGGAAGGAAGGAAGCAAAGUCAAGCACAGAGCUUCAUCACAGCCAGAGAGGCAAAGAGGGAAGAGCUGUCUCCACCUCCAUUAAAUCCCAGACCGCUGUGAAGAAGAAGAAGAGGAAGAUGGGAAUGUAUAACCUGGUCCCUAAGAAGAAGGCCAAGGCCCUUAAACAGCAGGAAAAGGCAGGGCCAUUUAUUCCCGUUUGUCAGACCUCCCACCAGCCCACUGUGGAGGAGCCAGGACCCAGUGUGGAGAAGAACAGCGCUGCAGCAGAUAAGAAACCAGUGACUGUACCGGAGACACUGAAGGCCGAAAAUGCGACAGCUGUCAUGAAUAAAUUGUUGAUGGAGAUGGAUCCGGGAGAAGGCUGCCAUGUGGAAUACACUGAACUGGCUUUGGACUGUCUGGAUCUGAAAGCUCAGGAAGAACUUCUCUCACCUCCCCUGUCAGGGGAUGCUGAGGUGACAGAAACAGACCUGGCUGAGGAGUUACCACUGUGCUGCUGUCGUAUGGAGACUCCUCACAGCGGAGGCAUCCUGUCCACACUGGAUCAGACCUGCAUGGCCACAGAGAGCAUGGAUGGAAUGCUGAUUCGUUGCCAGAAGCAAGUAAUGAGGCAGGAAAUGAUGCGACCCUCUAACACGGUCCAUCUGCUGGUUCUGUGUGAGGAGCACCGGGCUGGCAUGGUCAAGCACCACUGCUGCCCUGGCUGUGGACUCUUUUGCCGGACGGGCACCUUCAUGGAGUGCAGGCCGUAUGGGAGCAUUUCCCACCGCUUUCACCGCGACUGUGCCUCCAUCUUGAAGGAUCUCAGGUUUUGCCCCCACUGUGGAGAGGAUGCCAGCAGGGCAAAGGAGGUCACAGUGUCAAAGGCCGAUUCAUCUCCCUCUGUACCCAGAUCAAACCCCGGACCGUCACUUCCAGCUGUGCCCACUGUGGCCACCCUGCCAUCAGUACCAACCACACCUGCUGUUCCACAGAUACUCAGAGCGAAGAAGACCAGUGAGCCACAGACGAGCAGAGACGAGAGCCCCAACAGGUUAAAGAGUGAGGCUGUGUGUGCUGCAGACAGACUACCUAAAGAGUCACUGGAGAGCAUCCUGACUGCAUUGGAUGAUGAAAACCUGAAACCAAAGAGAGUGAAGUACCCUGCCAAUCAGCUGUACAUCUCUGCAAAACAAGGAGAGCUGCAGAAGGUCAUUCAUCUUCUAGUUGAUGGGAAGGACCCAAACUUUUUGAUGGAGGGCCAAAACAAAGGCACUCCUCUUCAUGCAGCAGCUGCUGAGGGUCACCAGGAGAUCUGCCACAUGCUGGUCCAGGCUGGAGCCAACCUGGACAUGUUUAAUGAGGAGCAGAGAACGCCGCUGAUGUUGGCCUGUGAGAGCAACCAUCUGGAUACAGUGAAGUACCUGCUGAGAGCCGGAGCUGCUGUCAGCCUCAAGGAUAUCAUGGGCUUCACCUGUCUGCAUCUGGCAGCCAAAUUGGGACAUUAUGACAUUGUCCAUCAUCUGCUGUCCAAGGCAUCGAAAUACAUCAACUGCCAAGAUGACGGAGGAUGGACUCCCAUCACCUGGGCCAUCGAAUACAAGCACAAAGAGCUGGUCCACCUGCUUCUGGCCAGAGGGGCCGAUGUUAACAUCAGAGACAAGGAAGAGAAUGUCUGCUUACACUGGGCGGCUCUUUCGGGCUGCGAUGAUGUCGCCCAGGCUUUGCUGGAGGCUCGAUGUGACCUCAGUGCUGUCAACGUUCAUGGUGACUCAUCGCUUCAUGUUGCUGCCAGAGAGAACCACCUGGAGUGUGUGAUGCUGUUUCUGUCUCGUGGAGCUGACAUCAAUCAAAAGAACAAGGAGGAAGAGACGCCUCUGGACUGCUGUGUCUACGGCUCCAAGGUGUGGACGGCCCUCAACACCAACAAGAAGCUGACUGACGCCAGAAGAGGCAGGGACUGUCAAGCAGAACGAGUGCUCAGCAGGGACAUCUCUCGGGGGUAUGAAGCAGUUCCUAUUACUUGUGUGAAUGGUGUGGACAGUGAGGCGAGCCCUGAAAACUUUAGAUACAUACCUGACAACUGUGUCACCUCCCCACUGAACAUAGACAAGGACAUCACUCAUUUACAGCACUGCAGUUGUACAGACGACUGCUCAUCUACUACCUGCAUGUGUGGUCAGCUCAGUCUGCGAUGUUGGUACGACAGUGAGGGUCGACUACCACUUGACUUCUGUCAGAAAGAGCCCCCAGUGCUGUUUGAGUGUCACCACGCCUGCUCCUGCUGGAGGACCUGCAGGAACCGAGUGGUCCAGAAUGGACUGAGAGCUCGGCUGCAGCUCUUCAGGACACAGAAGAUGGGCUGGGGAGUGAGGGCCAUGCAGGAUAUCCCUCAAGGGACAUUCAUUUGCGAAUAUGUUGGAGAGAUCAUCACUGAUGCAGAGGCCGAUAAAAGGGAGAACGACUCUUUCCUCUUUACCCUCGACAAUAAGGUGGGAGAUAUACACUGUAUUGACGCGAGACUCUUUGGCAACAUCGGGCGCUUCAUCAACCAUCUGUGUGAGCCCAACCUGCUGGCUGUGAGGGUGUUCACCAUGCACCAGGAUCUACGCUUCCCCAGGAUAGCUUUCUUCUCCAGCAGGCCCAUCAAAGCUGGAGACCAGAUAGGGUUUGACUACGGCGAUCAUUACUGGAGGGUAAAGAGCAAAUACUUCAGCUGCCAGUGCGGGUCUCUCAAGUGUCGCCACUCAGCUGGUAGCAGAUAGAAACUCACUGAUGACCACUGAUCCCUGAUGAUAUUCUGUUCAUGUCAGAAACACUGUCUCUCUGAACCAGAUUCUACAUAAGAGUGAUGCUAUGAUCACAUAAACACCAAUGGGAUUUUCUGCUAUUCAGUUGUUUCACAGUUUGAAAGCCACAGAUGAAAGAUAAACAUCUGAAAAUCGGUCACCUCAGAGCACAGGAUCUAACCUAUUUUUACACCUAAUAAGGUUACGCCUUCAUAUGAGGAACACUGCGGCUUGCUGCCAGCAAAAAAUACUGUAUGUGAAGGUGGGUUUAACCAGCCAGUAAGCAGGUUAAAUCAUUUUAACAGAUGUUUUAACAUCCAUGGACUCUUCCUUAAAGGCUGCAUUUGCUAACUUUUAUGAAAAUAACAUUUUGUCAUAUUUGCUGAAACUCACUACAUCCACACAGUAGGAAUGCAAGAUAUGGAUUUAUUUUCAGAUGAUACUGAUAAUUAUCUGCUCCUCAUGGCCGCUACUGAUAAGAUAAACGAUAAUGUCACAUUUUUAUAUUUUAAAAAGAAGUUCAUAACCUGUAGUUUAUGCACACCUUAGGGUAAGAGAGGCUAAGAUGUAGGUAGCAAAGUGGACGAUUUAAUAUUCCAUGGCUCUGACCUAAACAAAUCUGACAUCACUACUGUUUACACAACAAAAACAAACAGUAUUGGCACUUCCAAUGUUAAUUUAGUUUGUUUAGUAAAGUACAUCAGAAGCUUGACAAACAUAAUUUGGCUUUUGUAGAGGGUUUUGCCAAAAAUUCAAAUGAAAUGCUCUGACAUAUUCUGUCACAUCAGACAUGUCAGUGUAUUAUACACAAGUAACUGAAGUGCAUCCCUCAAAACAAAGGCUUUGUGUAUCCUAUACAUUGAUUUAUUUGUGGUGGCCUGCAACAAUGUCAACACUUUUUUUUGAGUAUAUAAAAUGGGUAAACACUAAUUUUAUUGUAGAGCUGCACAUAGCAUCUUGAUGAACAGCUCGGUGUUGGAUGUUAGCUGCUGCUGCUGCUGUUGUUUUUGCUCAAGCUAACACAGCAGAUGUUCAACUGAACGUGUGCCGGGAAGACAGCAGCUCAGGAAAUGGUCCUUCAGCUCUGCAGCUAACUAGUGUCAUAGCAGCUACAAAAAGGGAUCAGACCCCUGGCACAAUCAUGUUGUCUUUCUCUAAAACUAUGAAAAACGUCCACACUGGUGUUGGGCUCCCUAGUUAGCAUGCUGCACUUGCUCUUCAGCUUCUUCUUCUUUUUUGUGUUUGUUGGCGAUGUAGGUGCUGUGCCAGUGGAGUCAAUGAAACCAAUUUGGCUUUGUAACAUAAACUGUUUAUCAGCUAUAAUGGUAUUAUCUGAAUAAUUAAUAAUAAUAUAAAUUUCCCAUUAUCAGCUGAUAAUCUAUCGGCCUGACAUAUAUCGUUCAUCCCCACCAAUCACUAUUACAUGUGACACAUAGUCUGUGGGGAAAAAAAAGAAAAAAAAAUGGAUCGGAUGGCAUUUGCUAGAAUCUACUGUGGCUGUUGGAAUGCAGCCAAUCAGAGCCAAGGAGUCUCCCCAGUGCCGCUGUCAAUCAUGUCAAUCAUUGCUCGUGAACUGUGGUCAAACUGUCAAUAUAGGCAGCGCUGAUCAAAUAUGAAUCAAUAUUCUGUUACUGCAUUGUCUAUUUCCUUUCUCAGAUAUUUUCUGAAACAUUUUAGUGUAAUUUUAUGCUGUAAAAUGAGAGUUUGCUCUGGCCAGUGGGUGGUGCUUGGUUUUUGCUAAUUGUUUUCAACAUGGCGGCCAGGUCACAAACUUUCUCAUUUUACAGCUAAACAGUACACUGAGGUGAUAAAUAGGCAAUGCAAUCACAGAGUCUUGAUUCAUAUUUGAUCGGCCCUGCCUAGUUUGACAGUUUGACCUCAGUUCAUGAGCUGUGACUGAUAUGAUGGACAGCUGCAUUAGAGACUCCUUGGCUCUGAUUGGUUGUUUUUGUUCUUGUGUAAUAGGUUUUUGCAAAUGCCAUUAGAGGGGGCAGAGGAACUUUUUUUUCAGAGAUUAUCUGUCUCAUUUAGUGCUGUGUGAAUAUAGUUAGAGUUUCAGCAAAUAUCAGGGGGGUUUUUUUAUAUAAAAGUUCCCAACUGUAGCUUUCAUACUGCAAAGUGUAUUUGUGGAUUAAUAAAGUGAAGUAAUGUUUUGGUAGUCUGAUCCCUUCAAUGAACAUGCUUUUUACUACUUGUCUAAUAAGCAAUUAAACACAUUUUUGAAGUGUCAUUUGUCA
Molecule: messenger RNA, 6179 nt
Organism: Epinephelus moara (kelp grouper)
Lineage: Eukaryota; Metazoa; Chordata; Actinopteri; Perciformes; Serranidae
Gene: ehmt1a
Product: euchromatic histone-lysine N-methyltransferase 1a
Exons: 22
Coding region: 763-3918 (1051 amino acids)
Cellular component (GO): nucleus
Molecular function (GO): zinc ion binding; p53 binding; protein-lysine N-methyltransferase activity
Source: RefSeq, a predicted model, not a curated record